AUGCGGCCGCAGCUAUUUCGCGCGGCCGCGCGGUCUAUCCGGCUUCCAAAGGUCAAUGCUGCUAGGACAUUUGCAACGACAAUUCCUCGCUCCGCCGAGGUGGAACUCACGAUUGAUGGCAAGAAGGUCUCCGUAGAAGCUGGUUCGGCUCUUAUUCAAGCUUGCGAGAAGGCUGGAGCAACAAUUCCUAGAUAUUGUUAUCAUGAAAAAUUAAUGAUUGCCGGAAACUGUCGCAUGUGUCUCGUCGAAGUCGAAAGAGCCCCAAAGCCCGUGGCGUCAUGUGCUUGGCCGGUACAGCCCGGAAUGGUCGUCAAAACAGAUUCCCCGUUGGUGCACAAGGCUAGGGAAGGAGUUAUGGAGUUCUUGCUAGCCAAUCAUCCACUUGAUUGCCCGAUUUGUGAUCAGGGAGGAGAGUGUGAUCUUCAAGACCAGUCGAUGCGGUAUGGUGCGGACCGUGGACGCUUCCAUGAAUUGGGUGGCAAGCGUGCUGUCGAAGACAAGAAUAUUGGACCCCUUGUCAAGACAUCUAUGAACAGGUGUAUUCAGUGCACACGUUGCGUCCGAUUUAUGAAUGAUGUUGCUGGUGCUCCCGAACUUGGAACUUCCGGCCGAGGAAAUGAUAUGCAGAUCGGAACAUACUUGGAACGAAACUUGGACACUGAGCUGUCUGGAAACAUCAUUGAUCUCUGCCCCGUUGGUGCCCUGACCUCGAAGCCCUACGCCUUCCGCGCCCGUCCUUGGGAACUCAAACACACCGAGUCUAUCGAUGUGCACGACGCUCUCGGCUCCAACGUCCGGAUUGAUACACGCGGUAUGGAAGUGAUGCGCGUUCUCCCAAGACUGAAUGAUGAUAUCAACGAGGAAUGGAUCAACGACAAGUCUCGCUUCGCAUGCGAUGGCCUGAAGACUCAGAGACUCACCACUCCCUUGAUCCGACAAGAAGGAAAGUUCGUCCCUGCGACCUGGGAGCAAGCCCUGACCGAGAUUGCAUCGGCCCAUCAAAGACUUCAGCUAAAGGAAAAUGAGUUCAAGGCUGUUUCCGGCCAUCUUGUGGAUGCGGAAACCAUGGUUGCCAUGAAAGACCUCGCCAAUAAGCUUGGCUCCGAUAACCUCGCCCUGGAUCAACCUGGAGGUAGCUCACCCAUUGCCCAUGGUGUCGACAUCCGCUCAAGCUAUCUCUUUAACUCGAAAAUUUACGGGAUUGAAGAGGCCGACGCCAUCCUCCUAGUGGCCACAAAUCCCCGCCACGAAGCAUCUGUUCUCAACGCCCGCAUUCGUAAACAAUAUCUUCGCUCUGAUCUCGAGAUCGGUCUUGUUGGAGAAUCCUUCGAGAGCACCUUCGACUUUGAGCACUUGGGAUCUGACGUUGCUGCUCUGAAAUCCGCUCUGUCAGGGGACUUUGGCAAGAAGCUGGCUACCGCUAAGCGACCUAUGAUUAUUGUCGGUAGUGCCGCGGCUGAGCACGAAAGCGCCAAGGCAAUUUUCGAAGCUGUUGGUGGAUUUGUUGAGAAGCACGCUAGCAGCUUCAACACCCCAGAAUGGCAGGGCUACAAUGUUCUCCAGCGCGCAGCAUCCCGUGCCGCCGCCUUCGAAGUCGGCUUUACUACACCUUCCCCGGAAGUUGCCCAAACCAAGGCUAAGAUGGUUUGGCUACUUGGUGCUGACGAGGUUAGCCAAUCUGAAAUUCCCAAGGACGCAUUUGUCGUCUACCAAGGCCACCACGGUGACAGCGGUGCUCAAAUUGCGGACGUUGUCCUCCCCGGAGCGGCAUAUACCGAAAAGUCGGGAACCUACAUCAACACCGAGGGCCGUGUUCAGGUUACUCGAGCAGCAACUUCAAUGCCCGGUGCCUCUCGCGAUGACUGGAAAAUCAUCCGUGCCGCUAGCGAGUUUCUGAACGUUCCCCUCCCUUACGAUGAUAUUGAAGCCCUACGCGACCGCAUGGAGGAAAUCAGUCCUGUCAUGCGACGCUAUGACGUUGUCGAAUCCUCUUCUCUAGCCCAAUUGAGCAAGGUUCAGCUGGUAGAUCAGAACAAAGGCGCUCAAGUAACCGCUACGCCAUUCAAGAAGGUGAUCGAAGAUUUCUAUUUCACAGAUUCCAUCUCCAGGAGUUCACCGACCAUGGCCCGUUGCUCGGCGGCGAAAGCCUCUGGAAACCCUGAUGUAAACUACCUGUCGAGCGGCGGUGAAAUGUCCCCUCAGCACAUGUAUGGCUGA
Messenger RNA from Aspergillus calidoustus, 2217 nucleotides. NCBI's taxonomy places the organism in Eukaryota, Fungi, Ascomycota, Eurotiomycetes, Eurotiales, Aspergillaceae. The record is from the annotation of a GenBank genome assembly.